This is a messenger RNA of Cooperia oncophora, 732 nucleotides long. The record is from the annotation of a GenBank genome assembly. NCBI's taxonomy places the organism in Eukaryota, Metazoa, Nematoda, Chromadorea, Rhabditida, Trichostrongylidae.
AUGCACAGCACGAUUUUACUACUUGGCGUGGCAUCUUCUAAUUACAGUUUCUUACGUUGUGACAGGUACAAAAAGCAUGGAGGCGGAAUACUUCUCCUUAUACGCAAUAUAUUUAGUUACAUUGAGAUUCUCUCCGAUGCCGUUCUAGAUGGAUCCCCUUCUUGUUCUGUAGAACAUAAUGCUCAACUUCUCAACAUAAUUAGUGAUUUAUCUACAUGUGAGUACUCAACAGUGAUUCUUGGUGAUUUUAAUUACCCUGAGAUUGACUGGGUGAACUACACGGUGGCUCUAAAACGAACAUGUAGUUCUCGUCCGUUCCUUCCUCGCUAUCUGGAAAAUAUGGACAACCAUCGUAUUUGUUUAUUCUAUGUAGCUUUAAAUUCCCAACGUGAAGAGGACUGGCAGAAAUUUCAAGAUUUCUCUCAGAAAUUUGAUCGUCGCUCAAAAAAUAUAACAGAAAUUGAAGUAUUUUCUGAGAGAGACUAUCACUUCCCAAAUUUUUCUCCCGAAAUCACAAAUCCAAUGACUGAUUUCCCCUGGUUUGAUAGUAUUUCAGUCUUUGAUCUCUUGAGGAAGUUACCUUGCUCUCAGUCGGUUACUCCCCAUUUCAUCCCUUCCAUACCGACAGCAUGUAUAUUUGACCAACCAUUUUGUUUUUCGGAGGUGCCGCUAAGAUGGAAACAUUCUUUCAUCACUUUUCUACUUAAAAAGAACGCUCUCACUGUCUGUUGA